Symbiodinium pilosum is the source of this 1149-nucleotide messenger RNA. NCBI's taxonomy places the organism in Eukaryota, Dinophyceae, Suessiales, Symbiodiniaceae. The record is from the annotation of a GenBank genome assembly.
AUGGCGCCUUCCAUGGGCAUACGCAAUUCUAUCGGCAGCCCAAUAUCAAGCCCAAUGAUCCUGGAACUGGGUGAGGAUUCAUCAGCUCAAGCUGGUGGUCCAACCUGUCCCAGAGGCCUAUUCGAUUCACCUGCCUCUCAAGAUGACAAGGGUGCUUCAGCUUCGACAGGCCUAUUCUCGCGCAACUUUACUGGUGAGGAGGAUUUCACUGAUUUUCGGGAGCUAAUAGGCAGACUCGAAGAACAGUAUAUACAAGAGAUGAUCCUUCUCAAUGAUGAGAACAGGUUACUGAAAGCGCAAAUGGCCCAAGUUAUGGGCGGAGGCACAGACGACAACAGCUUCAAUCUGGAAGAAGGCGAGGAGCCACCAGCUGGAGAUGCAAGUGAGGCGGCGCCGAUCCCGAACCAAACUUUUGAGAUGUCCGCGGUUCUGGAGCCUAACUUCCGGCCGGGACCGCAGGUCCACGGCGGACCACUCAGCGCAGCUGAAGGCUCGCAGAAUUCGAAGCGGGUGCCUUCCGUAGGGCUUCCGCCGACUGUUGAGGAGCCUGUUGGCCACCGCGUGAGCCGCGAAAGUGAGGCCGAAUCAGUUGUGAUGGGCAGCGCGGCCACAAACCAAAUGAUCGCCAAGAUUGAUGCAGACGUGGAGGCUUCAAAGGAGAAAAGAAACGACUGCGCAAGCCGCCUUGAAAGCGAUAUCUACGAGAUCACCAUUGGCAUGCUGAUCAUCGUCAAUUCCGUGAUCAUGGCGAUUGAAUUUGAAUACCAAGGCUAUGUGGUUGGCCACGAUCUUAACUAUCGAAGGAUGGAAGGCCAUCCCGAUCAGGUGUGGGCUCAUGCCGAAAACGUCUUUUACACCAUCAACUUAGUCUUCACUAUUGCCUUCGUUGUUGACAUUGCCCUCCGCCUUACCUUCCUGCGACUGCGAUUCUUCAAACUGACGUUCAACUGGCUUGACCUGGUGGUUGUCCUCAGCAGCGUUGCAGAGAUCCUGUUUCAAGACCUGAUCCCAGUUGACACGGUCUUCAUGCGAAUGCUGCGGCUCGGGAAGGUCGCGCGGGCCAUGCGGGUGGUUCGCCAUUCCGAGGGGAUGUCCUCUCUGAUCAUGAUGAUCAAGUGCGUGACCUGGGCCUUGUUGAAGUUGUUCUAG